AUGGGCGGACAGUCUGUCGUACAGCUUCGCUGCAAAUGUAAAACUGACCCCUGGGGUAAGAAAGGCGACGACUCGCUCGCUGCCAGGCUGGCCGCUAAGCAACCAGGCACCGACUUCAAGAUAAAUAAGUGUCAGACAUACUCGGAGAUGUGGAUGGGCACCUAUCCCUCUGUCCCGUCGUACGUUAUAGGAACUGACGACACCCUGGAGGAAUACUUGAACAAGAACCCAGAUUUGGUGGGGAAAAAGAUCGCAGAUCAGUUUGGUGGCGGAUUGCCAUUUUUGCCGAAGAUUCUGUCAAUGGACAAGGCUCUCCCCCUCCAAAUCCAUCCAGACCGCGAACUUGCCGAACAACUGCAUAGACAAGACCCGGAGAAGUUCACUGAUACCAAUCACAAACCUGAGAUUGCCGUUGCACUCUCACAAUUUGAGCUUUUUGCCGGAUGGAAACCGCUCAACGAUCUGACGCAGCUCUUUCAACAACCGCCCCUGAAAAAGUUCUUGCCAUCACCGCACUCCAACUUCAAUGACGAAAGCCUCAAGCGCGUAGCCCAGAAUAUUCUCGAGGCCGACGAAAAGACCGUGGCUGACACGCUCAAUGGACUAAUCAAUAUCCCUGAAACGGCGUUUGGGAAGUACUCAUACAUCCCCAAAAUGCUUGAAAGAGUCCGGUCGCAGUACUCCGAGUUCGACAAUGGCAAUCUUCUAGCCGUCGUCUGCAUGAACUAUAUGAUCCUGCAGCCCGGUGACUCCGUCUACGUUCCUGCUGACGGCAUGCAUGCGUAUCUAUCCGGCAAUAUCCUGGAGUGCAUGGCUCGGUCGGACAACGUGCUCAACACUGGAUUCUGCCCUCGCCCCGAUCGAGAUAGCGUGCCCUUAUUUUGCGAAGCGCUCAGUUUCUGGCCCCAUGAGCCCGACGAGGCUAGACUGGGGAGACACCCUGCUGAAAAGAGUCUCAAUGGUAAGACAGUGGAGUACUCGCCUCCCAUCAGCGAAUUCAAUGUCCUCGCAACGCAUCUUGGAGCUGGGGAAAGGGAGAGAUUGAAGCCGAUCAAUGGACCCAGUGUUUUGGUUGUGACGGGCGGCGGAGGCAGGAUGACUGCUAAGGCUAGUCAGGGAAAGGCUUAUGAGCUCAAGGAAGGUUCUGUGUACUUUGUGGCGUGUGGAGUUGAGUUGGAGUUUGAAGCUGAUGCCGACAAGUUGGAUAUUUAUAUGCCAUUCGUGGAGUAG
Molecule: messenger RNA, 1230 nt
Organism: Talaromyces atroroseus
Lineage: Eukaryota; Fungi; Ascomycota; Eurotiomycetes; Eurotiales; Trichocomaceae
Exons: 4
Coding region: 1-1230 (409 amino acids)
Biological process (GO): carbohydrate metabolic process; GDP-mannose biosynthetic process
Cellular component (GO): cytosol
Molecular function (GO): mannose-6-phosphate isomerase activity; zinc ion binding
Source: RefSeq, a predicted model, not a curated record